Fukomys damarensis (Damara mole-rat) is the source of this 3197-nucleotide messenger RNA. RefSeq names its product axin 1 (gene Axin1). The record is from RefSeq and is a predicted model, not a curated record. Gene Ontology annotation, biological process: negative regulation of canonical Wnt signaling pathway. NCBI's taxonomy places the organism in Eukaryota, Metazoa, Chordata, Mammalia, Rodentia, Bathyergidae. The transcript has 10 exons. The coding region runs from base 80 to 2671 and encodes 863 amino acids.
GAUUGAUUCCCUUUGGAGCCGUAAGUACUGAUGUAUUAGGUUGCAGCGCUCAUUGUUCAUUGACGCACAGAGUCCCAAAAUGAAUAUCCAAGAACAGGGUUUCCCCUUGGACAUUGGAGCGAGUUUCACCGAAGAUGCCCCCCGACCCCCAGUGCCUGGUGAGGAAGGAGAACUGGUGUCCACAGAGCCAAGGCCUGCCAGCCACAGUUUCUGUCCUGGGAAAGUCACCGGCAUUAAAGGUGAGACCUCUACCGCCACCCCAAGGCGCUCAGAUCUGGAUCUGGGGUACGAGCCUGAGGGCAGCGCCUCCCCCACCCCACCAUACUUGAGGUGGGCUGAGUCGCUGCAUUCCUUACUGGAUGACCAAGAUGGGAUCAGCCUGUUUAGGACGUUUCUGCAGCAGGAGGGCUGUGCUGACCUGCUGGACUUCUGGUUUGCCUGCAGUGGUUUCAGAAAGCUUGAACCCUGUGGCUCAAAUGAGGAGAAGAGGCUGAAGCUGGCACGAGCCAUCUACCGAAAGUACAUCCUGGAUAGCAAUGGCAUUGUGUCCAGGCAAACCAAGCCAGCCACAAAGAGCUUCAUAAAGGACUGUGUUGUGAAGCAGCUGAUUGACCCUGCCAUGUUCGACCAGGCCCAGACAGAAAUCCAGUCCACUAUGGAGGAAAACACCUACCCUUCCUUCCUCAAGUCCGACAUCUAUUUGGAGUACACGAGGACAGGGUCUGAGAGCCCGAAGGUCUGCAGUGACCAGAGCUCGGGGUCAGGGACAGGGAAGGGCAUAUCUGGAUACCUGCCUACUUUGAAUGAAGAUGAGGAGUGGAAAUGUGACCAAGAUGCUGAGGAGGACAGUGGCAGAGACUCGUGUCCCCCCAGCAGGCUCACUCAGAAGCUGCUCCUGGAGACAGCCACCCCAAGGGCCUCCUCGAGCAGACGGUACAGCGAAGGCAGAGAGUUCAGGUGUGGACCUUGGCGGGAGCCAGCUAAUUCUUUCUACGUCAGCUCUGGUUAUGCCCUAGCCCCAGCCACCAGCGCCAAUGACAGUGAGCAGCAGAGCCUGUCCAGCGAUGCCGACACCCUGUCCCUCACAGACAGCAGCGUGGACGGAGUCCCCCCGUACAGGACCCGUAAGCAGCACCGUAGGGAAAUGCAGGAGAGUGUCCAGGUCAACGGACGGGUGCCUCUACCUCACAUUCCUCGCACUUACCGAAUGCCAAAGGAGAUCCGUGUGGAGCCGCAGAAGUUUGCUGAGGAGCUCAUCCAUCGCCUGGAGGCCGUUCAGCGUACACGGGAGGCCGAGGAGAAGCUGGAAGAGCGGCUAAAACGUGUGCGCAUGGAGGAGGAAGGCGAGGAUGGCGAACUGCCCUCUGGGGCCCCAGGAGUGAGUCACAAGCUGCCUUCCGCCCCAGCCUGGCACCACUUCCCACCUCGCUGUGUGGACCUGGGAUGCACUGGGCUACGCGACGCCCACGAGGAGAACCCCGAGAGCAUCCUGGACGAACAUGUGCAGCGGGUCAUGAGGACACCGGGCUGCCAGUCCCCUGGUCCAGGCCACCGCUCCCCCGACAGCGGGCAUGUGGCCAAGAUCGCUAUGCUGGGCGGUGCAGCCUUGGGGCAUGGGAAGCACGUGCCCAAGUCAGGGGCAAAGCUGGAUGCCACUGGCCUACACCAUCACAGGCACAUUCACCACCAUGUUCACCACAGCGCAGCCAGGCCCAAGGAGCAGCUUGAGGCUGAGGCCACCCGCAGGGUCCAGAGCAUGUGGGGCCUAGAAUCACACAGCCACCCAGCCAAGCCCCGUGGCUAUUCGGAAAACACAGGUGCCAUCCCCAGUGCCAGUGAUCCAUCCUACAGUGGGAAGGCAAGUGUGCCCUCCAAAAGAAAUGCCAAGAAGGCCGACUCUGGGAAGAACGCUAACACGGAGGUGCCGGGCGCCACAGAGGAUGCAGAGAAGAACCAGAAGAUUAUGCAGUGGAUCAUUGAGGGGGAGAAAGAGAUCAGCAGGCACAGGAAGGCUGGCCAUGGGUCGUCUGGGGCGAGGAAGCAGCAGGCCCACGAGAACUCCCGGCUCUUGUCCAUCGAGCGCCCUGGAGCCGUGCACCCCUGGGUCAGUGCUCAGCUUCGCAAUUCUGUCCAGCCCUCUCAUCUCUUCAUUCAAGACCCCACAAUGCCACCCAAUCCAGCCCCCAACCCCCUGACUCAGCUGGAGGAAGCCCGCAGGCGUCUGGAGGAGGAGGAGAAGCGAGCCAGCAAGCUGUCUUCCAAGCAGAGGUACGUGCAGGCGGUCAUGCAGCGGGGACGUGCCUGUGUCAGGCCAGCGUGCACGCCAGUGCUGAGCGUGGUGCCAGCCGUGUCGGACUUGGAGCUCUCCGAGACAGAGAUAAAAUCACAGAAGAAGAUAGGUGGUGGCAGUGCCCAGCCGUGUGACAGCAUCGUAGUGGCCUACUACUUCUGUGGGGAGCCCAUCCCCUACCGGACCCUGGUGAGAGGCCGUGCAGUCACCCUGGGCCAAUUCAAGGAGCUGCUGACCAAGAAAGGCAGCUACAGAUACUACUUCAAGAAAGUGAGUGACGAAUUUGACUGUGGCGUGGUGUUUGAGGAGGUGAGAGAAGAUGAGGCUGUGCUGCCCGUUUUUGAGGAGAAGAUCAUCGGCAAGGUGGAGAAAGUGGACUGACCGGCAGGUGGCCGCACCCAGGACACAGGUUUCAGUGCAUGGACGUGUCAGCCCAGCAAUGACCAUGCACCCAGGAGCUUGUGUGGGAGUGACACAGAUGCUCCCACUGUGCGUGGUCACGUGGACCCUGGGAAGGUCCAGGUGUGCCCCUCUCUGCCUGUGUCUGCCCCACCCACCCUAUAGCAAUACGUGGAGUCCUUGAGCACGGCAGCCUGCCUGCAGCCCCUGCUGUGGGAUUCACACGCCGUGGUACUUAGGCCCAGGUACGGGGGCCCGGCAGGGACCUCUAAAUUGUACAUGUCACCGAGUGCCUUCAACACAGCUGUCUCUUGCCUGCCACUAUGUGAAGCCGGUGGCUCUGAAGCCUCGGCCCCUCCUUCACCUGCCUCCAGCCGCCAGCUCAACAGGCCAGGUCCCUGCUUUCUAAGGGCCCAUGUAAAUAUGUACAUUUCUCAGGUCAGGGCCAGCAGGGGGCUGCCCAAAGACCAUUUUUCAUGCCAUGACUUGUACAAUUAUCUUUUCAAAG